Molecule: messenger RNA, 3338 nt
Organism: Haliotis rubra (blacklip abalone)
Lineage: Eukaryota; Metazoa; Mollusca; Gastropoda; Lepetellida; Haliotidae
Product: cleavage and polyadenylation specificity factor subunit 2-like
Exons: 22
Coding region: 163-2448 (761 amino acids)
Biological process (GO): mRNA 3'-end processing by stem-loop binding and cleavage
Cellular component (GO): mRNA cleavage and polyadenylation specificity factor complex
Molecular function (GO): RNA binding
Source: RefSeq, a predicted model, not a curated record
CUUUAUUUGCCGGCGUGAAAACAAAACAUGUGUUGACAGUGAACCUUUCCCUCGUUUUAUAGAGUGUCUUGACUCUUAGCCUGUUGAUAUCAGUGCUGUCCUCACAAGUUUUCUGUUCAUGGUGACAACUACUGGUACUAUCAGUGGUGCCUAGCCAACAUAAUGACAUCAAUCAUCAAGCUGCAUGUGUUCUCGGGGGCACAAGGAGAGACCCCACCGUGCUACAUGCUGCAGGUGGAUGAGUUCCGCUUCCUGUUGGACUGUGGCUGGGACGAGGACUACAGCAUGGAUCACAUCCGAGAACUCAAACGACAUCUUCACCAGAUAGAUGCAGUGUUGUUGUCGUAUCCUGAUCAGCAACACUUGGGUGCAGUCCCGUACCUUGUGGGCAAAGCUGGUCUCUCCUGCCCCAUAUACUCAACUAUUCCAGUGUACAAGAUGGGGCAGAUGUUCAUGUAUGAUCUGUUCCAGUCUCGUCACAACACAGAGGAUUUUGACGUAUUUACACUGGAUGAUGUUGAUGCUGCAUUUGACAAGAUCAUUCAGCUGAAGUACUCCCAAUCUAUUACACUCAAAGGCAAAGGCCAUGGUCUGCAGAUAACGCCUCUGGCUGCUGGGCACAUGAUUGGAGGCACGAUAUGGAAGAUUGUGAAGGAUGGGGAGGAGGAGAUUGUGUAUGCUGUGGACUACAACCACAAGAAAGAGAGACAUUUGAAUGGCUGUGUGCUGGAGAUGUUCAACAAGCCGUCACUGAUGAUCACUGAUUCUUUCAAUGCAACAUACAACCAGCCCAGGAGACGGCUAAGAGACGAACAGCUCAUGACAACCAUCCUCCAGACUAUGAGGAAUGAUGGGAACGUUUUGGUUGCUGUGGAUACGGCUGGAAGAAUGCUGGAACUUGCACAGCUACUGGAUCAGAUGUGGAGGAGUGCUGAGUCAGGUCUCUCACCCUACUCUCUGGCUCUCCUCAACAAUGUCAGCUUCAAUGUUGUGGAGUUUGCCAAAUCACAGGUUGAAUGGAUGAGUGACAAGAUCAUGCGAGCGUUUGAGGACAACCGAAGUAACCCAUUCCAGUUCAAGCACCUCAAGCUGUGCCACAACCUGGGGGAGUUGGCUCGAGUGCCAGAACCAAAGGUUGUCCUUGCGAGCACCCCUGACCUACAGUGUGGCUUCUCGAGAGACUUGUUCACAGCAUGGUGUACCAAUGCCAAAAACAGUAUCAUCCUGACCAACAGGACCUCUCCUGGGACAUUGGCAAGAUGGCUAAUAGACAACCAGCAGAACAAGACUGUCACUAUGGAGGUGAGACGACGGAUCCAAAUGGAUGGACCUGAACUAGAAGAUUACGUGAAGAAGAAACAGGAGAAGAAAGCUCAAGAAAGACUCAUGAAGACAGAGCUGUCUAAGCUAGAUCUGGCUGAUGAAUCAAGUGAUGAGAGUGAGGUAGAGAUGGAGGUAGAGGCCUAUGGCAACAAACCUGGAAAGGGCAAGCAUGACCUCAUGAUUCAAGGGGAGGGAAAGCAAAGGAGUGGUUUCUUCAAGCAAGCCAAAAAGUCCUACCCCAUGUACCCAUUCCAUGAAGAAAAGAUUAAAUGGGAUGAGUAUGGAGAAAUCAUCAGACUGGAAGAUUACACAAUACUUGAUGUGGUGGCUCCUGAUGAAGACAUGGCAACUAAUGAGACGGCAACUGCUGAUGACACUAUGCAAGAUGUGUCUGAUGUUCCGACAAAGUGCAUCUCCUCCAAUGUGACACUUGAUAUUAAUGCCAGUGUUCUGUACAUAGACUUUGAAGGCCGAUCUGAUGGGGAAUCAGUCCGCAAAAUACUCAGUCAGAUCAAACCAAAACAACUGGUUCUGGUGAGAGGAUCAGCGGAGGCAACUGAUGCACUGGCAGACUACUGUAAGUCUCAGUCAAUAGUCCAGGGCAACAUCUUCACACCCAGGGUAGGGGAGGUGAUUGAUGCCACCACAGAAAGUCACAUCUACCAGCUGAGGAUGAGAGACCACCUGGUAACCUCCCUGAUGUUUUCCAAGGCCAGAGAUAUAGAGCUGGCCUGGAUAGAUGGCUAUCUCAAUAUGUCCAGUGACAAGACAGACACAGGCGCUAUGUUUGAGAUUGAGGAAGGGGAUGCCAUGGACCAAGAGAAACGCAAAGCCUUAGAAGAUGAUAAAGAGGCUCAGGAUCUGAUCCCUACACUGGAAUCCUUUCCACCAACACAGGUCCCAGUGCACACAUCUGUGUUCAUCAAUGAGCCCAAGUUGUCCGACUUCAAGCUGGUGCUGCUUCAAGAAGGAAUCCCCUGCGAGUUUGUGGCUGGUGUGCUUAUCUGUAACAACGCUGUGGCAGUUAGGAGGAACGAGGCUGGGAGGAUACAGCUAGAGGGGGCUCUCUGUGACGACUACUACGUUAUCCGGGAUCUGUUGUAUCAGCAGUACGCUAUUGUGUGACAAUGUUUUCUGUCACUGAUCUGUGAAAUGUGGAAUACUGUUCCCUUUCUACAAAGUGAUCUUGGAGCUCAUACCAUCGUACUCCUACUUUGACCAAGGCAUACAACAUUUGUUACAACAAUUGUUACAAUUGCUAAGGUCACUUUGUGGAACAGGAGCUUCAUCACUUGGUAGUGACCCUCAAAAACUGCCAUGUCUGCUUGAGGUUGUUCAUGUGACUCGGAGAUCAUUUUUCUCUGGUAAAGAAACAUUAUCAGUACCUAUCAUUGGUUGAACGACUUAUGUGUUGUAUUUUUGUUUUAUUUGUCUGAUAGGAUCAUGAAUAGGUUUGAUUCAAAAGUCAUUAUUCUCACGUGUAUGUUUCUUUCUCGACUGGUGGGAGAUGAUUGUAUUUCGGUUUAGUUUAAAAGGCAAAAAGGCAGUGGGAUUUUUUCUUCUCAUUAAUGUCAAAUUAUGAAUUUAUUAAUUUCAACAUGUACAUGUUAAGUAAAUGUCAUCACCUGUGUCCGUCUGAACUGAUGAUUUGAACUGAGUCAAAGAUUCAUUACCUUACAGUUAGUAUGUCAUUUGUGGCAAAGUAUCAUUGCAAGUUGUCCUUCAUAUUUGAUUGAAAAGUGUUACAAUCUGAGGUGUAUCUCGUCAGACAUAAUCAAAACAUGAAUUCCUCAUUGUCAUCAAGACAUUGUUGUGAACUGUGUAUAUAAAUCACACUGUCACCAAGGGGUCAAGAAUUUUGGUGUCCAGAUCUGGAAUUUGAUUUCAUGUAUUCAUCUUCAUGUGUCACAAUUUGUUACGCCAUCAUUCAUCACUCGUUAGUUGUUAUGGUGACAAACAAUUUUUUGCAUCAGAUUGUAAUUUUGAAACCUGAAAUGAAUAAAUUUUACACAGGU